Heterobilharzia americana is the source of this 513-nucleotide messenger RNA. The record is from the annotation of a GenBank genome assembly. NCBI's taxonomy places the organism in Eukaryota, Metazoa, Platyhelminthes, Trematoda, Strigeidida, Schistosomatidae.
AUGGUGUUUUCCUCGUGUAAUAUUGUUAGACAUAAAAAUCCUUCAGUUAUCUUGAAGUUUAGUCGUUUUAUUUCAAUUGGUGAUCAAAUCUCUCUUAUCAGAAGAAUAACUGCUGAAGAUGUCAAAGAGUUUGCAAAGCUUACAGGUGAUCUGAAUCCAAUUCAUAUAGAUGCUGAAUAUAGCAAACAGACACGUUAUGGAAGGUGUAUUGUACAUGGGACAUUUGUUCAAGGUCUAGUUUCUUGUCUUCUUGGUGUACAUUUUCCUGGGACUGGAUGUGUUGCAUAUGCAAUAAGCUGUAGAUUUCCGGAAGCACUAUUUGUUGAUGAAACUUGUCGAAUCGAAGCUGUCGUAUCAAAGCUACGUGGAAGGUUGGCUACUUUCGAUGUUAACGCCUACGCUUGUGAAAGGAAUGCGAUGGUUCUAGCUGGUCAUUUCGAUGUGUUCCUGACACGUGAACAGCUGUCUAUGAAACCUCCAGUUAAUCGAGAAAUUGUGUGCAGUUCAAAAUGA